CUCUAGUGCGCGCCACCCCUCGAUGCCAUGUUGUACGAAUUGAUUGCCAUUGUCCGCCCGGGCAGCCUCAACGAGGUGCGAGAAAUCGCCCGUAACGCCGGUACCCAAGUCAUCCGCUCCGGCGGCGUCGUUCGCGGCUACACCAACUGGGGCGCCUUCCGCCUUCCCAGGGUCACCACAAAGCAUCAGGCCCGAUACUCCGAAGGUCACCACUUCAUCAUGCGCUUCGACUCCUCCGGCUCUGUUCAGUCAUCUAUCCGCCGCACUCUCGGUCUCGACCCGCGUAUGAUCAACUUCUCCGUGGUCAAGCUCGGCGACAAGCUUGAGGAGAUCAAGGAUAUCAAUGGCAAGGUCGAGUGGAACAACGUUUCCACCAUCACUGACCAGAUCUAA
This is a messenger RNA of Penicillium robsamsonii, 393 nucleotides long. Its product is annotated as mitochondrial 37S ribosomal protein bS6m. Gene Ontology annotation, molecular function: small ribosomal subunit rRNA binding; structural constituent of ribosome. The transcript is spliced from 3 exons. Gene Ontology annotation, biological process: translation. The record is from RefSeq and is a predicted model, not a curated record. Bases 28 to 393 code for a protein of 121 amino acids. NCBI's taxonomy places the organism in Eukaryota, Fungi, Ascomycota, Eurotiomycetes, Eurotiales, Aspergillaceae. Gene Ontology annotation, cellular component: ribosome; mitochondrial small ribosomal subunit.